GAUUCAGCUGAAUCAUGUCUGAGCUCUGGUAUCGAAAACCUGCCAGUGGGUGGGAUGAAGCCCUACCAGUAGAUACAGAGCUCCUCCAACUGAACGAAGAUUCUGUGUGGUAUGAGCAUUUGCCACGCUUAAGAGACUUGAUCCGAAAGGGUGCUCAUGCAGAAGCAGAGCAGCUGGUCCGUCGAGCCUUCUUUGCCUCUCCCAACGGCCAGCGGCACUACGAGCCUCUAGGUACUCUGUCGCUCGAGUUUGGGCACCCGUAUGACAGGGUCAAAGGCUACAGACGCUCGCUGGACUUGAAAGAAGGCAUUUCCCACGUCCAAUAUGAGUAUGAAAAUAUCAAGGUCCAUCGGCAGCUUCUCGCGAGCCAUCCGGACGAAGUACUGGCUAUGCGCAUAGAAGCAUCGCACCCCAUCGAGUUUCUAGUGCGUCUCAGCCGACUGAGCGAGGUAGAAUAUGAGACAAAUGAGUUCCUCGACGAUCUGAUCGUAGACAAUCGCUCUAUUACAAUGCACGUUACUCCUGGCGGCAAGGGUAGUAACAGUGCCAGUUGCAUGGUUGCGAUCCGCUGCGACAAUAGCCAAGGGGAAGCACCAACGAUCGCGCGAGUCGGCCAGAAUCUAGUUGUCAAUGCCCGAAAGACUCUUAUCCUAAUAUCUGCCCAGUCGACAUAUCGGUUCAAGGACAUUGACAAGGCAGUAAUUGCUGAUAUAGAGCGGGCACUAGCACUCUCCACUGAGAAUAUAUGGAAACGACAUAUCACAGAUUACCAGGCGCUCUAUGACCGCCUAGAACUACAACUUGGUUCUGAUGCGACACACCUGCCGACAGAGGAGAGGAUCCUGAAUGCGCUCGAUUACCUUCUCAUAUCUUGCAGUAGGCCGGGCAAGGAAGACGGCUCGGAUCGCGUGCUCCCAGCAACCCUACAGGGUAUUUGGAACCCAUCAUUUCACCCUCCAUGGGGCUGUCGGUACACCAUCAAUAUCAACCUGGAGAUGAACUACUGGUCUGCCAAUGUGGGGAAUUUGUCCGAGUGUGAGCAGCCAUUGUUUGCCCUGCUUGAGCGUGUUGCCGCUGCCGGUACGGAAACGGCACGUAAGAUGUACGGUUGCCGUGGGUGGACAGUCCACCACAAUACCGAUAUUUGGGCGGAUACAGCCCCAGUGGACCGCUGGAUGCCUGCGACACCGUGGCCGCUGGGAGGUGCCUGGCUUUGUUUUCACAUAUGGGACCAUUACCGUUUCACGGGGGACAGGGCUUUGUUAGCCCGAAUGUUCCCCGUGCUCCGCGGCUGUGUCGAAUUCUUGCUAGACUUCUUAGUAGACGACGCUACGGGCAAAUACAAGGUGACAAAUCCAUCUAUAUCUCCCGAAAAUACUUUCUUAGAUGAAAACGGAAACCCGGGGGUGCUUUGCGAAGGCUCAACGAUUGACAUCCAACUGAUUCGUGCUCUCCUGAAUGCGUUUAUCUCAGGAAUAACAGUGCUCGACCUUGCUGACGAUGAACUUCUCCCGAGCGUUCACGAAACAUUGAGUCGUUUACCUCCGAUGCGCAUAGGAUCCGCUGGACAACUCCAGGAAUGGAUGGCUGACUAUGGUGAAGCUGAGCCUGGCCAUCGACACGUCUCGCACCUCUGGGCUUUGUACCCGGGUUGGGAUAUCAACCUUGGCACCACACCCGACCUAGCUAAAGCGUGUGCUAUUACCAUACAGCGACGUCAAGCAGCGGGUGGAGGCCACACAGGCUGGAGUAGAGCUUGGCUCCUCUGCCUGCACGCCCGAUUGGGAGCUGCAGAUGAAUGCGCGAAGCAUCUAGAGCUACUGCUAGCGCAAUCCACCCUACCCAACCUUCUGGACACGCAUCCACCCUUCCAGAUUGAUGGCAACUUCGGUGCUGGUGCUGGUAUCUUGGAGAUGCUAGUGCAGUCACACGAAGGUGUCAUACGGCUUUUGCCCGCUUGUCCGGAUGAGUGGCGAACUGGAAAGAUUCGUGGAGUUCGAGCACGUGGGGGAUUUGAACUGGAUUUUGGAUGGAAAGAGGGGGAAAUCUGGGGACCAGUUAUCGUGAAGUCAGAGCUGGGACUUCGGACAGUGAUCUAUUACCCCCAUAAUGGACUGCAAAAGGUCGUAGAGGGUUCGGGUGUUAUUAUUCUUCCCGGCGAAGAUAUCAAUUAAAUCAUAUAUGUCUGGAAGAUGGAAGUUUUCUCGAUUGUCUCGUAGGGGCCCAUUUCUACACUUCGGUUGCAUGGAUGACCUGGAG
Messenger RNA from Aspergillus ochraceoroseus IBT 24754, 2259 nucleotides. Its product is annotated as glycoside hydrolase family 95 protein. NCBI's taxonomy places the organism in Eukaryota, Fungi, Ascomycota, Eurotiomycetes, Eurotiales, Aspergillaceae. The record is from RefSeq and is a predicted model, not a curated record. The transcript has 4 exons. Gene Ontology annotation, molecular function: alpha-L-fucosidase activity. Bases 15 to 2174 code for a protein of 719 amino acids. Gene Ontology annotation, biological process: carbohydrate metabolic process.